UGGGAAAUGCAGUUCAACAACAAAAACAGUGUGUUACAAAACCUACAAACCAGCGUGCAGUUGCAUAAGGGAAAUUAGCGGCAGUGUCCUUCGUAACUACUACGUUUGUUUCGUUUAGCUUUAGAAUACAGUGAACGCUGCAUUUUACAGACCGACUUAACGUUUUAUUCAUUGUAUGUUGCACUGUAUUUGGAGGAGCUCGUCUUUUCUUUCUGCACAAAGAACACUUUCGAGUCCCACUUCAUUAUUCUCCUGCCUGAGGAAGCCAUUUCCCAGUCAAACCAUCAUGUCUGACAGAAAACGCAAGGCGAGGUCUGCUGCUAAAGAGCCCAAAGUCAAGCAGCAGAAGUUGGCCGCCAUGAAGGAGGAGACGAAGGAGAGAGCUGGGGGCUGGCUGCAACAGCUCCUGGAGCAGCAGAGGACGGAGAAGAAGGAGAUGAAAUUCAAUAAGAAGCGCCUCCGUUUUAUUUCAGACACUGAAAAGGUAAAGCAGGGCUCAGAGGGUGUCCUGUACUGGAUGUUAAGAGACCACAGAGUGCAAGAUAAUUGGGCAAUGUUCCACGCCCAGCGGCUUGCUGUGGAGGAGAACCUUCCUCUGCACGUCUGUGUCUGCCUGCAUGUCCAAGAAUCAGAACUGUCCACACUGAGACAUUACAGCUUCAUGCUGAAAGGUCUGGAAGAAGUUGCAAAGGAGUGCAAAGCCUUGGACAUCCAGUUCCACUUGCUGCAUGGUUCUGCAGCGGAUGUUCUCCCUGGCUUUGUGUCAGACCACAGCCUCGGGGCUGUGGUGACAGACUUCUCCCCCCUCAGAGAGCCACUGCUGUGGGUGGAGGACCUCAAAAAGAGGCUUCCAAAGGACAUUCCCAUCAUGCAGGUUGAUGCCCACAAUAUUGUUCCCUGCUGGGUAGCAUCGCCUAAGCUCGAGUAUGCCGCCAGGACCAUCAGAGGAAAAAUCACCAAACUUCUGCCAGAGUUCCUUACUGAUUUUCCUCUGGUAGAGAAACACCCCUACACAGCUACAAGAACUGCCAAACCAGUAGACUGGGACAAAACCCUAACAUCCCUGCAGCUUGACAGAGCAGUGGGAGAGACAGAGUGGGCUAAACCUGGCACCAAGGCAGGGAUGGCCAUGUUGGAGUCCUUUAUUGAUGUACGCCUUAAACAGUUUGACACCCAACGCAAUGACCCAAACGCUCCCGCCCUCAGCCAGCUCUCCCCCUGGAUCCGCUUUGGCCACCUUUCAGCCCAGCGGGUGGCGCUGUGUGUUCAGCACAGUGGGAAGAGCGCAGGUCAGUCAGUCUCCUCUUUCAUCGAGGAGCUGGUGGUGCGCAGGGAGCUGACUGACAACUUCUGCUUCUACAACAAGAAAUACGACAGCGUGGAGGGUGCACAUGAGUGGGCUCAGAAGACCUUGAAAGACCAUGCCAAAGACGUGAGGCCGUAUCUCUACACACGUGAGCAGCUGGAGAAAGCAAAGACACACGACAAACUCUGGAACGCUGCGCAGUACCAGGUGGUGACUGAGGGGAAGAUGCAUGGUUUCUUGAGGAUGUACUGGGCCAAAAAGAUUCUGGAGUGGACUUCUUCACCCGAGGAGGCGCUCUCAGUUGCUUUGUACCUAAACGAUCGCUAUGAGCUGGAUGGCCAGGAUCCUAAUGGCUUUGUCGGUUGUAUGUGGUCUAUUUGUGGCGUCCAUGACCAGGGCUGGGCAGAGAGACCCAUUUUCGGAAAGAUCCGCUACAUGAACUACAAAGGCUGCCUUCGGAAGUUCAACGUUGCCCAGUUUGAAAAAAAAUACUGCCCUAAAAACCUUUGAAGAAUAUAAUGUUUUGAAAGAUGGGAAUAAAAUGCCUUACAGCCGACAUCUCCUACACCUUUACCUCAGGGAGCAUCGCAGCCUCUAACUCUCUCUCUUUUCAGCUUUUCUUUGUUCUUCACUGCUUGUUUUAUCCUAAUUGCAUUAUUGUUUGCGCUGUUCCUUUUUACUGAAAUAUUCAGACAUAUUGUUUACGCUUAUCAAGACUGUAAGCUGUUUUCUGGUAGUUUACCGUACAGUGUACUGUUACUUUUUUUUACUUUAGAUUAUGAUCUGUGGUGCCUACGUAAGUGCAAAUAACGUUUUACUUUGUUUCAUGCUACUUUUAUGUUUGAAUUUUACUGUAAACUCUAUUUUGCACAUAUGCCUUGUUUGUGUUUCAACAACUGAUUCCACAACACAUGCUGUUCUUAUAGAGGAACUCUGAUUUUCAUACCAAACUGUAAACGAUGUUAGUCAUAAACCAAUUUCUGUUCACUUAUAUUACAAUUUCUUCAUUUACUUACAGUUCUCCAGCUGUAAUUUAUCUCUAAGACCUGAAAUAAAGCAUAUGUUGCCAUUA
Molecule: messenger RNA, 2378 nt
Organism: Dicentrarchus labrax (European seabass)
Lineage: Eukaryota; Metazoa; Chordata; Actinopteri; Moronidae
Gene: cpdp
Product: CPD photolyase
Exons: 10
Coding region: 176-1816 (546 amino acids)
Biological process (GO): photoreactive repair
Molecular function (GO): deoxyribodipyrimidine photo-lyase activity
Source: RefSeq, a predicted model, not a curated record